AUGGGGGAGGACCCCAAGGUUGCGAUGAAGCACCUGGCGGCGUGCGCUAGCGAGUCGGCCUCGGAGAGGGUCACCGCCUUCGGGAUACCCAAGGACCGGCUGUUCCCGCUAUGGGACUGGGUUGGUGGCCGCUACUCGGUCUGUUCGAGCGUAGGGGCUCUCCCCUUGAGCCUCAAGUACGGCUUCCAGCAGUUCGACAGCUUCCUGGCAGGCGCCCGCAGCAUGGACAGGCAUUUCUUGCACGCGCCUUUGGAGAAGAACAUGCCGGUGCUGAUGGGGCUGCUCGGAGUCUGGAACAUCUCCUUCAUGGGGUACAAGACGAGAACCAUAUUGCCCUACGCGGAGGCCCUCCUUAAGUUCCCGGCGCACAUUCAGCAGUUGGCGAUGGAGAGCAACGGCAAGCGAGUCACCCGAAAAGGAGACAAGGUUUCCUACGACAUAGGGCAGGUCGAUUUCGGGGAGCCGGGGACGAACGGGCAGCAUUCGUUCUUCCAGCUGCUCCACAUGGGACAGGUAUGCCCGGCGGAGUUCAUCGGGUUCAUCGAGAGCCAGAACCCGCUGCACAUCAAGGGGGAGCCCAUCUGCUCGCACGACGAGCUCAUGGCCAACUUCUUCGCCCAGGUGAACGCUUACCACCUGGGACAGAUACUUGCCCUGUACGAGCACCGCACGGCCGUGGAGGGCUUCAUGUGGGACAUCAACUCGUUCGACCAAUGGGGAGUGGAGCUUGGCAAGAGCCUCGCCACCGAUAUCCGAGAGAAGAUGCAGAGGUUCCGGUCCCCGGAGCAGGAGGCGCCCAGCGGGCUCAACCCUUCCACGUACCGGCUCAUGUCGCGGUACCUCCAGCAGUCGGACUCGCUCAUCAAGAAGGGGGGAAACAUCAAUCACCGAUCGAAGGUCAUCAAAAAGGACCCGUAG
Ectocarpus siliculosus is the source of this 918-nucleotide messenger RNA. The record is from the annotation of a GenBank genome assembly. Lineage: Eukaryota; Phaeophyceae; Ectocarpales; Ectocarpaceae.